Molecule: messenger RNA, 866 nt
Organism: Carya illinoinensis
Lineage: Eukaryota; Viridiplantae; Streptophyta; Magnoliopsida; Fagales; Juglandaceae
Product: peptidyl-prolyl cis-trans isomerase CYP22
Exons: 7
Coding region: 102-668 (188 amino acids)
Biological process (GO): protein folding; protein peptidyl-prolyl isomerization
Cellular component (GO): intracellular membrane-bounded organelle
Molecular function (GO): peptidyl-prolyl cis-trans isomerase activity
Source: RefSeq, a predicted model, not a curated record
UUUGCUUCAAAUAUACGCAACCACGCCGUCUUUAGACCCCAAACUGAGAAGAGGGAAAGGAAAUCGAUUAGCAGGAGUAAGAAGCUGCUAGUUUGACAUCGAUGGCGUCAGGAGGAGGGAACACGGUGGAGUGGCAAGUGCGGCCGCCGAAUCCGAAGAACCCAAUCGUAUUCUUUGACAUAACCAUCGGUAACAUCCCCGCCGGCCGCAUCAAGAUGGAGCUCUUCGCCGAUAUCGCUCCCAAAACCGCAGAAAAUUUCAGGCAGUUCUGCACCGGCGAGUACAGGAAAGCCGGGUUGCCUGUGGGUUACAAGGGAUGCCAGUUCCAUAGAGUGAUUAAGGAUUUCAUGAUUCAGGCUGGUGACUUCUUAAAGGGUGAUGGUAGUGGAUGUAUUUCCAUCUACGGACAUAAGUUUGAUGAUGAAAAUUUUGUUGCCAAACACACCGGUCCUGGUCUGUUAUCAAUGGCAAAUAGCGGACCAAAUUCUAAUGGUAGUCAGUUCUUUAUCACUUGUGCAAAAUGUGACUGGCUUGACAAUAAGCACGUUGUAUUUGGGAGGGUACUUGGAGAUGGUCUUUUGGUUGUCAGAAAGAUUGAGAAUGUGGCUUCGGGACCCAACAAUCGGCCUAAGCUCGCAUGUAUUAUUGCUGAGUGUGGGGAAAUGUAAACUUAGUUGAGAAACAUGCCUAACAUAAAUUAUCUCCACAACCCAUAUAGAGCUGAUUCUCCAAAUCAAGUGAGACCAUUAUCAAUAGUGAUUUCCUUCAAUUAACGGAAAACAUGUUAUCAUUCUCAAUAUCACGUUUCUGCUAAAUGGUUUUUUCUUCACUCAGCUAUAGAAGUCUCAAUCCUGUUUGUGUGUGCA